CUAAUCAAAUUUGCCGCAAACCCUAAUUCCUGAACCCUAGGAGGGGAGGAAGAGCGAUGGCGUUCGUGGGCGCCUUGGGCAGUGAGUUGGGCCUCCGAUUGCUGCUAUCGCCCGCUGGAACAAACAUUGUUGUGCGCACGGCAAGUGUUGGAAUUGGGAUCGGUUUUCCAGUGUAUUCCACAUUCAAGGCCAUUGAGAGGAAGAAUCAAGCAGAACAGGAGGAAUGGCUUGUCUAUUGGACUGUGUAUGGAUGUUUCACUGUAGCGGAAAUCUUCUCUGAUUCCCUUCUCUCCUGGUGUCCAUUCUAUUACCACGCAAAGCUUGUUUUCCUUGUUUGGCUACAAUUCCCACACAACUACGGAGCAAGGCAUGUUUUCAAGGUGUUUCUAAAGCCUCUGUUCGUGAAACACAAACCUCAGCUCGACAGGAUCGUCGAGGGAACACGCUCAGAUCUCGACACUUUCGUCAAGACCACAAAGGAGAGAAAAGAAGUCCAAGCUAUCGUGCACACAACGAAAAAUCUCGCUCUCUCAGCGUACCAUUCUCUCGGCGAUUUGAUCAAAGGCCACAACGAUAACAGUAGCAGAGGAAACGAUGAAGAUCAAACAGAUCAAACUUGGGUUCACGUUCGCAGAGACGAAGAUCAAGAUGAAUGAUGAAAAAUGGCUGUAAAAAUACUAGACUACAGAGUUUUUAGAAUAUUCGGGGAAUCUUUUCGCUUUAUGUUGACGCGACAGGGA
Selaginella moellendorffii is the source of this 740-nucleotide messenger RNA. Its product is annotated as HVA22-like protein k. NCBI's taxonomy places the organism in Eukaryota, Viridiplantae, Streptophyta, Lycopodiopsida, Selaginellales, Selaginellaceae. The transcript has 8 exons. The coding region runs from base 57 to 656 and encodes 199 amino acids. The record is from RefSeq and is a predicted model, not a curated record.